UGAUAAUACCACCAACCAAUCCAAAAUAUCUUCUUGCUGGUGCAAUUGCUGGUGCAGUCAGUCGCACUGCAACGGCACCACUUGAUCGACUCAAAGUUUAUCUUCAAAUUCAGACGGCAUCACCUCAACUCCUUACAGCAAAGAAAAUUCGAAGUGAAACGCAGGUAUCAAAAAGAUUGGUUACUUCCGCACAUAAGAAUAUUCUUAAUGCCAUAAAAAAUUUAUAUUCAAGUGGAGGUUUAAUUAAUUUUUUUCGUGGUAACGGAUUGAAUGUUGCCAAAAUUGCACCAGAAAGUGCAAUAAAAUUUUUUGCUUAUGAACAAUCCAAGGUUGCCGUUGCAAAUCUAAUGGGAACAAAAGAUAUUAACUCAAUAGGAAUGUCUGGACGUUUCCUUUCAGGUGGUCUUGGUGGUGUUAUAUCACAAUUCGCUAUAUAUCCUUUAGAGACCAUAAAAACUCGUCUUAUGAGUUCAUCAGGUGUAUCAUCAAAAUCUUCAUCCGAUGGAAAUAUCUUGUUAAAGACAGCGAGUGAAAUGUGGAAAACGCAAGGGGUUCGUUCAUUUUAUAAAGGAUUAAUACCAUCUUUAAUUGGAGUUUUUCCUUAUGCUGCAGUGGAUAUGAGCGUUUACGAAGGCCUUAAAUUGGCUUAUAUUAAACGUGAAAAAUCACUUCAUGGUGGGAUGGAACCAAAACAAACAAGUGUUUUUGUUUCUUUAGGUUGUGGUAUGAUUUCAGGAUGUAUUGGCGCGACUAUUGUAUAUCCUUUAGCGCUUGUCAGAACACGGUUACAAGCGCAGGGAACUCCCGGACACCCACAAACUUAUUCUGGAGCAUUUGAU
Funneliformis caledonium is the source of this 839-nucleotide messenger RNA. The record is from the annotation of a GenBank genome assembly. NCBI's taxonomy places the organism in Eukaryota, Fungi, Glomeromycota, Glomeromycetes, Glomerales, Glomeraceae.